Molecule: messenger RNA, 1085 nt
Organism: Centropristis striata (black sea bass)
Lineage: Eukaryota; Metazoa; Chordata; Actinopteri; Perciformes; Serranidae
Gene: pacrg
Product: PARK2 co-regulated
Exons: 5
Coding region: 99-791 (230 amino acids)
Cellular component (GO): cytosol; neuron projection; vesicle
Molecular function (GO): Hsp90 protein binding; Hsp70 protein binding
Source: RefSeq, a predicted model, not a curated record
CUUAGCAACCAAAAACAACAGGCGUCACGUUUUGAGAGCCACUCAAGUAUUAAUUAGUUAGCAACAUAGCUCUCCAUUUUCGGUUUCCAUCAUUUAACAUGGAUAUGUUGAGGAGCAAGAAGGAGCUGAGAGCACAAGGCUUCACCGUGAAGGCCACCAUGAAGAACUCCGUGGUGGAGGGUCCCCCGGCUGUAGGGGCUUUUCGGGAGCGCCCUUCCAAACCGACCAUCUUUCGCAAGUUCUACGAGCGCGGAGAGUUCCCGAUGGCGCUGGAACAUGACCCCAAAGGCAACCGCAUUGCAUGGAAGGUAGAGUUUGAGAAGCUGGACUACAACCACUACCUGCCUCUAUUCUUUGAUGGCCUAUGUGAGACAAAUCAUCCGUAUGAGUUCUUCGCCCGCCAGGGAGUCCAUGACAUGCUGGAGCACGGAGGCCCCAAGAUCCUGCCCGUCAUCCCCCAGCUCAUCAUCCCCAUCAAGAAUGCCCUGAACACGAGGAACCGGCAGGUGAUGUGCACCACCCUGAAAGUCCUGCAGCACCUUGUGAUGUCCGGAGACAUGGUGGGAGAGGCUCUGGUGCCCUACUACAGACAGAUCCUCCCCAUCCUCAACAUCUUCAAGAACAUGAACAAAAACACGGGAGAUGGCAUCGACUACAGCCAGAGGAAGAGGGAGAACAUCGGCGACCUGAUCCAGGAGACUCUGGAGGUGUUUGAGCGCUACGGAGGAGAAGACGCCUUCAUAAACAUCAAAUACAUGGUGCCCACCUAUGAGUCCUGCAUGAUCAGCUAAGGCAGGGGGUCUCCCUGACGCUGAACAGACUCUUGACUUUCCUUUUUUUAUCAGCCCCCCCACCUCUAAGUGAAAGUCUUAUCUUAUCCCGUUCUUUAUCCCAGCUCUCCUGUAAUCUCAACAUUACUCUGUUUAUUCUCUUUCUGCUUCUGAGCCGAUCUCUUCCGAGACCCUUCUCUCCUUCCUCUGCUCUCUUCUGCUCCACUUUGUCGACAGACCCUCUCCGUCCAAACUCUCUCCCCUCUCUGCACUUUAAAUAUCCCUUUAAACCCCCAUUAAAUUCAUUACAAGUCA